Messenger RNA from Corythoichthys intestinalis (scribbled pipefish), 1824 nucleotides. RefSeq names its product ints3 and nabp interacting protein (gene inip). Bases 626 to 946 code for a protein of 106 amino acids. Lineage: Eukaryota; Metazoa; Chordata; Actinopteri; Syngnathiformes; Syngnathidae. Gene Ontology annotation, biological process: DNA repair. The record is from RefSeq and is a predicted model, not a curated record. Gene Ontology annotation, cellular component: nucleus; SOSS complex; nucleoplasm. The transcript has 5 exons.
CAGUUUUAGUGAAGUUAUUUGUUAGCUUCAACAAGAGUUUGUCUUCUUUAAUAAAUCUUAUCCAUUUUAAGCAGGGUGUUGAACCUUUUAAAGGGCUGAAAGGAGGCGUUUGUUUUACUCGGUGAUUAUCGUCUUUAAGUUUUGUGAUCAUCGCUGCUAUCAGUACAAACAACAGGUUACAAAAUUGUUUUGUUUUAUUUUGUUUUGACAACGCUUGAGUAAAGCCAGGGUCCAGCCUACCUUGUCGCCUCCAGCGGGGACGCCGACAUCUGGCCCCGGAGACAGCGGCUCGUCCGCGGCGGACAGCGGGUGGAGAAUCUCUGCGAUGUGUUUCUGCCCCGAGCUGGCCAGGCCUCGCUGGGCGCCGAUGCUCAUUGUGCGGCAGGCGCGGCGUCUCGCCUGGAAGUCGAAGCUAGGAGCUGUCCAGUUUCAGCGGCUAUUGGAGCUUUCACGGCAUCGUCGCGGAUACCUCACCAGGACGUCCUGAAAUCACCCCGCAGCCGCAGCCACGACUAUUACUACACACAAGGAAGAAGUGAACACCGGUCGUAUUAGGAGUAACAAUCUCAUAAUUCACGUGAUAUAGGUUAGAUAUAUCAAUUUUCUUCAUUUUUACGUCGGCAGUAUGGCUGCUAAUCCUUCAGGACCAGUCUUUCAGAACAAAGCCCGAGUGCAAAUAUUGGCUGAGCUGGAGAAAGAGAGGAAGCGGUUGAUACAGAAUCAGUCUGUGAGCACUCCAGGAGCCAGGACUUCCGGGAUAGUGCAGAGCAACAGCAUAUCGUCGCCCAGCAGAAAGCAGCCUUGCAGCAUGCACACGCACACUCGUCAGGCUUCUUCAUCACUCAGGACUCAUCAUUUGGUAACCUCAUUCUCCCUGUGCUGCCACGCCUGGCGCCUCAGUCAUGACCUUUUCACACGAGACGUGUGCACAUACGCUCACGUCUAACUUUGAAGCGCACCUCUUGGGUCUGUCAAAUGUGGACACCUGUGUAUCCUGGGAACAACCUCAGGGGAUUCAAUAAUUAACAAAUCUAAAUCCAAACAAAUCUUGCUCAACAUGUAUAUCACUGGUAUCCUUGGCUGUAUACUUUGUAUGCGUAUGUGUGACACAUUUCAUGGCACUGAUCACAUGAUUUUCCAUCAUAGGGCUAAUUUUGUUUAUUCCAAAUAAAUUAACACUUUGUGGAAAAUUAAUGUGUAAUACUGUACUGUAUUCCGCUGACUGUUUUUUUAUUUUAUUUUUAUGAGGAUUGACUGUCUAAGACCAGAUUGCUUAACUCAUGCCAAUUCUCCCAGUUCAAAUAGAUUGGAUGUUUAUUGCCAUCAAUGGCAGUCGAUGAGUCAAAUUCAAAACUUUUCUAUGUAGACUGCAAUGAUAAAAAUUUGCUAUACUGUACAGCCUUAGGUCAAGGUGGGCCUCAUUGAAAUGUUCACUUUUACCUAAUAAGAAUAAAAAACAAGUAUAUGAUCCACUAAAACCUCUGCAAAUGUGGAAUUAGACAUUAGAAAGAUCAGGUGUACCUAAUUGAGUGGAAAUUUUAUUAGGAUUUAUAUUGGUGAAUUGAAUGACUUCCUUAAACCUGUGGAGUAAUUGUCAAACGCAAAAUAUUUCUUUGGACCUGCUUCAUUGGACUCAUUUGGUAUAAAGUACUUCUGCUUGACCAGUAAAUGAUGUUACUACGUACUGAUUUUGGUACCGUUGAAGCAGGCAAAGCAGAUCAUGGACCAGCGAGUUGUGAAUUUCGGCCACAAGAGGUCAGCAGUGAACCUCUUGUCUGACCAUCACGACUUAUGUUCAAGUCUUUUUUUUUUUUUUUUUUUUCU